AUGAUUUCCGACGAUAUCGAAGCAACGGCGGCCACCGAGUACGACCCCAUCCAAAGCAGUAGCGAUGUUGAGCUUUCCAACUACAUAGAGAAGCUGCGCCUUGCCCAAGAUGAAAGCCCACAUGUCAUUGAAGUUUCGGGAAAAUAUGUCACCAAGUCGUACCGAGAAGAAGAAAUCCACGACACCAAGCAGGCUAUUGACUGCGCUGACUCUCUCGGCCAGGCUCACUGGGUACCGGAAUUUGUCGCUCAUUUUUGGAUCGAGGACCGUUACAGGUUGCCCAUCAGCCCGAGUGCCAGGGUAAUCGCCUGUGUUGUGAACUUCUGGUUCAAUCACAAAUCUUUCCGGCAGGAGGCCAGAAAGAAACCCGAAGACCAUGCUGCCUCUGUUGCUCAGCCCAUCGAAACCCAGGGUCUAGUGUUCACUCACCAUGACCUCGCGCCUCGCAACCUGAUCCUCGAUACCACAGGGUCACUCUGGCUUGUUGACUGGGACUACGCAGGCUGGUAUCCACCAUAUUUUGAAUACGCUUCCAUGCACAACUUCAUCCCGCCAGACACAUGGGGCCGAUUUGCCAAAUUUCGAUGGACGCUAUUCGCUUGGAUAGCGACGGGAUGGUUUGAAAAGGAACGAAAAAUCUUAGUCACCGCCCAGAGAAAGGCCAUUCGAUUCCCUGCUGCGCGAAGAUUCAAUAUUAAAGCGGGGGCGACUCCGUCGCUCCGAACGCCGGAUGAUUGA
Diaporthe citri is the source of this 738-nucleotide messenger RNA. RefSeq lists its product as uncharacterized. The record is from RefSeq and is a predicted model, not a curated record. NCBI's taxonomy places the organism in Eukaryota, Fungi, Ascomycota, Sordariomycetes, Diaporthales, Diaporthaceae. The coding region runs from base 1 to 738 and encodes 245 amino acids. The transcript has 2 exons.